AUGAAACCCCAUAUACCUUUACACCAAUUGCUUCUUUUGUUUCUCUUGAUCUUCUUACCCUCUUCUGCUACAACAGCACAUAAUAUUCCAAAUCUUAGUCCACACAGAAGAACAGUUCUUAUUGGUGACCUUGAUAUCAUAUCAUCAUCCAUUUCAGAGGAUUAUGAAACCUUUUUCUUCACUCAAACACUAGAUCACUUCAACUACAGACCUGCAAGCUAUGCCACUUUUAAACAAAGAUAUGUGGUUAACUAUAAAUACUGGGGUGGUGCAAAAUCAAGUGCACCAAUCUUUGCUUAUCUGGGUGAAGAAGAGGAACUGGAUUAUGAUGUAUUGGGUAUUGGGUUUUUGAAAGAUAAUGCCCCUCAUUUUAAAGCUCUACAAGUUUAUAUUGAGCAUCGGUUCUAUGAGAAAUCAAUUCCAUUUGGAUCAAUGGAAGUGGCCAUAAAAAAUGAAAGUAUUCGUGGAUAUUUCAACUCAGCUCAAGCUAUAGCAGAUUAUAUAGAAGUACUAUUAUACCUUAGGAAAAAACUAUCUGCCAAGACUUCUCCAAUUAUUGUCAUUGGAGGAUCUUAUGGGGUUAUGAAUUUAAAUCGUGUUAAAUCCCAACACAUCGCUCUUGGUGCUUUGGCCUCAUCGGCUCCAAUUCUAUACUUCGAUGAUCUCACUCCAGAAGAUGGUUAUUAUUCGGUUGUCACCAAGGAUUUCAAAGAAACUAGUGAGAGUUGUUACCAAACCAUACAAAAAUCAUGGUCUGAAAUUGAUAAAGUUGCUUCCAUGCCAAAUGGUCUUUCAAUCCUCAGUAAAAGAUUCAAGUCUUGCUCACCCUUAAACUGUUCUUCUGAUCUCAAGUACUACUUAGAAGCAAUAUACUGUGUGGUAGCUCAAUAUGAAGAUCCACCAUCAUUUUCGGUCAGUCAGAUCUGUGGCGGCAUAGAUGGAGCAUCUGAAGGAACUGAUAUUCUUGAUCGGAUAUUUGCAGGAGUUGUUAGUUUACAAGGGAAUCAGCCAUGCUAUGAUGUGAAUGAAAACAAUGAUGAUAGUGAGACUGAUGUAGGGUGGGGGUGGCAAACUUGUAGUGAAAUGGUGAUGCCCAUUGGCCGUGGUAGCAAUGACACUAUGUUCCCAUUGGCAUCUUUAUAUUUAAAGCAGUAUUCUGAGGACUGCAAGAACAUUUAUGGAGUCCCACCUCGGCCUCAUUGGGUGACAACCUAUUAUGGGGGCUAUAACAUAAAAUUGGUACUCCAUAGAUUUGCCAGCAACAUCAUCUUCUCAAACGGCUUGAGGGAUCCAUAUAGUAGUGGCGGGGUGCUGGAGGACAUAUCAGAUAAUGUGUUGGCCGUCUAUACAGUUAAUGGAUCGCAUUGUUUGGACAUACUUCCAGCAAGAGAAAGUGACCCGCGAUGGUUGGUCAUGCAACGAAAGAGAGAGGUGGAGAUCAUUGAAGGAUGGAUAAAACAGUACUAUGAUGAUCUUGCCUUCAAGAAAUCAAACAACAUGUCUAAUAACUGA
Ilex paraguariensis (yerba mate) is the source of this 1512-nucleotide messenger RNA. Lineage: Eukaryota; Viridiplantae; Streptophyta; Magnoliopsida; Aquifoliales; Aquifoliaceae. The record is from the annotation of a GenBank genome assembly.